UGCAUUGUGAUUGGCUAUUCUGAUUUGUAAAUUAAAAAAUUGUCUUUAUGAUUUAACUAGUGUUCGAUAUAUUCUUGAAUUUUGUCAAUUAAUUUAUUUCUUGGAGGUAUAGAAAUUAUCAAAUACUUAAUAGCUAAUAAAAUGUCGCACACAAUUCUUUUGGUUCAACCGGGACAAAGACCUGAGACGAGAACAUAUUCAGACUACGAAAGCGUUAAUGAUUGUAUGGAGGGUGUCUGCAAGAUAUACGAGGAACACUUAAAACGGAGGAACCCAAAUACGCCGACAAUAACAUAUGAUAUUUCACAACUAUUUGAUUUUAUAGACCAAUUAGCAGAUCUUAGUUGUCUUGUGUACCAAAAGUCAACCAACACCUAUGCUCCAUACAAUAAAGAUUGGAUAAAAGAAAAGAUCUAUGUAUUACUACGCCAAGCAGCUGGACAAGGUGAUUAAAUUGACAUAAGAAAAUAAAUGGUCUGCCUAGGUUUGUAAUGGGUGCAUAAAUGGUAAUAUUUGUUUCAAUAUGAUAUUCAUGACAAUUUGUUUUAAAUAAAAUGUAAUGUACAUUAAAAUACUUUAUUGUAUAUGAUGAGAAAAGUGUUUUACUGCAGUUGUUAAAAUUUUAUGUAUAACCCACAAACAACAUUUAACCUUUCCCAGCAUCUUACAUACUCUAUAAAUUUUGUCAAAAACCUUCAUCGCAAACUGAGGCAUAACCUAGGUAGUAAGUAAAUUGGAAAUAUGGAUAGUUUACAAAAAUUCUGUAACUUUUCAUUUAAAAGCAUACAAAGUUAUAUUUAAAGUAAAAAGUUUUUAUCAGACAUUUUUAUUUUGCAGAGAAUAAAAAUUAUUUAAGUUUUAACAUCCUAUUUAAGUGUUUCAUGACUAUUUUAACUACAUAAAGGUGGUUUGCAGUUGUCUAAGGUGCUUUCGAAAUAACUAUUUAUUGGUUGGAGGUAGGAGCCAUGUAGGUUAUAGAUGCCGUAUCACUUAACUGCCUGUGCAUUAUGCAAGCCACCUUUGGUGUAGCCAAAACUAAAUUUCUGCAAAGGGAGCAAAAUCCAUCUGUAUUUUUUUAUUAUUCUUUAUACUAAAUACAGUGUAUAUCAAAAGACAGUUUGACACAAACUGUCAAUUUUUGUUUUGUUUAGACUCCUUUAAUUAGUGAUAAGUAUGAAUAAAGAUUUGUGUAUAA
Pieris brassicae (large cabbage white) is the source of this 1195-nucleotide messenger RNA. It is a transcript of the gene e(r), whose product is annotated as enhancer of rudimentary homolog. Lineage: Eukaryota; Metazoa; Arthropoda; Insecta; Lepidoptera; Pieridae. Bases 142 to 453 code for a protein of 103 amino acids. The record is from RefSeq and is a predicted model, not a curated record. The transcript is spliced from 3 exons.